Molecule: messenger RNA, 7063 nt
Organism: Chironomus riparius
Lineage: Eukaryota; Metazoa; Arthropoda; Insecta; Diptera; Chironomidae
Source: the annotation of a GenBank genome assembly
CAGAAUUCACAGUUUAUCAUUUCCGACUGUGUUUUUGGAGAGUCAUUAGAUUCAUCGGAAAAUUUAUUUUCUCAUGCUUUCGUAACAUACAGCGAGAGAGUAAAAGAGAACGUAAGAAUUCGAUUCAUUUUUUUUUCAUUAAAAAGUCUAUAUUUCUUGAGGUUCUUACGAAAAAUAUUAUCUAAAAUGACAAAACUCAAAAAUAUUCUUUUACUUAAUUGAAAAAACAUGUGUCAUGAAGUCUAAAAGAGUGUAGAUUUAUAUUCGAUUUCAUUUCAAGAUAAAUCCAGAGAGACGAAAAACAAUUUGAAGCAGAAUUCGUUAAGUCACGAAAAAUAUAUGUGUAGGAAAGAAAAUUAAGCCGAAAAACUUCAAUAACGUUCGUUCGUGAAAAGAGCAACAGCCCCGACAGCUAGUCUCGAUGCCCACAACCAUACCGACAGUUCGAUUUUGAAUCGCGUUUGAGAAUGUACACUAAGAUGUUUUGUUCUUAUGAAAAGUUAAAAAUUUCCUCUUUUUGAAUGACCUCAUCGUGAAAAAUGAUUCUAUUUAUAAAUGAGGAACAUUUUAUGCUUCGGGUGAAGCAAAGUGAACAAAAGAAAUGAAAUGAAAUUAAAUCUGAAGCAUUACAUGAAAAAUAAGUAAUUUGGUUAUUGAUCGUGAGAUAGUGAAACUAUAAAAAAAGAGGAAAUGAAAAUAAAAGUUUCACUGGAUUUUACGUUAAGUUAAAACGCGUUAAUUUAUGCUAAUUCUUCUAAUUUUAAAGAAGAAAGUUUGGAUAGGCAAAAAAAAUUUAAAUCUGCAAUUUAUAAAAAGAAGAAUAAAAGUUUAAAAAAAUGAAUAAUUAAGAAAUAAAAGUGAAUGUAAGUGCGUUAAAUUUCCUGCUGAAUAUAUAAGAAAUUUGUGUGAAUAAACGUGUAAACUGGAAAAAAUAAAGAAGAAUUGAACUUGAUUUUAAUUUGAAUUGAAAAUUUCGAUGUGAAUUUUUAUUAAUCACCAAUAAAAAAGCUAAAAUAAAACAGGAAUUAAAAUUUAAACAACAAAAAAAGUAGUUUAUGAACAGAAAUAUUAGUUUACCUCAUGCUUUAUAGGGUAAACAUAUAAAUGCUGCUACUCUUUAUAGUGUGUUUAAUGAAAUUAAUUGAAAUGUAUUCAGCAAAUAACAAUAAUCACAAAAUGACGCGUAAUAAAUGUCUUCAAAAUACUAAAGAGAAUCACUUUAACAGUGGAUUUAAAAUUCACAACAAUAAUAAUUAUAAAAACAAUGAAAUGGCAAAUGAAAAUUGCUUCCCAAUGAAUUACUUUCAAGACAUUGAUCAGUCAUGUGCAGACGAAUUGAAAGAAUAUUUGAAGAAUCGUAAAACAGUAGGAAUUAAUUCAUAUCGUGGCAUGACAGACAAUUCCACGCAACGACCAGCAACAGUCAAGAAUACAAAAUUGAUUAAAACUGGAUUAUUGUCACAACAGCAGCAGCAAUCAGGUUUUUUACAAAAACCACCAUUGCUGAAACAGCCGUUAUCAUCAUUAAAUACAAAUUUUAUUCUGAAUAAUCAGAAUAAUAAUAACACUAACUUCUAUUAUGAUCAGAAACAUGUUCAUCAAAAGAGACAACCCUCUUGUGACAAAUUAAAAGAUUUAACUGAAAAUGCACUUAAAAAUAAUGUGCAAAUUGUGUUAAAUAAUAUUCAAAAUGAUCUUUUGAAUCAACAACAGCAACAACAAAAUCAACAAGAUUAUUAUCAGGAUCAAUUUCAAUAUUUAAAUAUAUUUGGGAAUCAUAGUCCACCAACUAGAUCAUUUAAUAAACCACAAGUCACCAAAAAUCAAAUUAAAAGUAAAACCAAAAAAAUGUCGACUAGCCCAGCUGAUUGUGAUAAUACCAAUAAUAAUAACAUGGGGCCGACAUCAAUAUUAGGAUGCUCUUUUGCUUCAGACUUUACUCAUGAUAAUUCAGACUAUCAAUGGUUUGUUGAUUAUGGCUAUAGAGAUAGUGUACAACAUCAGAGCAUCUUGUCGUCAUUAUCAGCAAGUUAUGGCAUGAAUGAGCUAUCUUAUUAUGAUGAUUUAGCAAGAAAUAUUGACGCAAAUUUAGCUGAAGUAGAUAUGGAAAAUUUUCGGAGCGAGGACAUUCAUUCACUUCUAAAAUUGCGCCAUGAAGGAGCUGAGAGUAGAAAUUCAACAAAAAUAUUAUCGAAGGAUCAAAAUGAAUUGGAUAAUUCAAUUUGUAAAUCUGAAAUUCUUUUUUCACCUGUAAGGGAAUCACAUAUCAGCGUUGAUUCGUUAGAUAUGGAUGGAUAUCCGGACGAUAUAAUUUUAACAUGUCAGGCCAAUAAGAACAAUUAUACAAUUGCUUUUGAAGGGAGCUGUAUGUACUCGGAUGAAAGUUAUUACGAUAUUCCCGACAAUGGAAAGCUGAAGCGAAAUUCAGUAAAUCUGGAUAAUAUGUUGAACAACAAAAAGAUGAAUGUCGAAAGUGAUAUGACACAGUCAGAUACCGGUUUUACAACGUGGAGUCAGCUGAAAAAGAGUAAUGAUCAUAUUCAUAUACAAAGAUAUCCAUCUGGCAAUAAUAAUAACUGUAAUAAUAACGAAACAACUCAAAAUAACUUUAUAAACAAUAAUAAUGUCAAUAACAACAACAUAACUGCGUGUACACAUUAUUUUGAUUAUAAUGUGCGUAAAAGCUCAAGUAUGCCAAAUUUGAAGGCAAUUUUGCAGCAAAAACAGCAACAUCAAGAACAGCUUCAGCAUACUCAGCAUCAACAAUAUCAGUUAAAUGUAUCGGAAGUUGCAUCAAGUCAAUCCUCAAUGGACACAGAGAGUAAAGUUAAAACAAUGCUUCAAAUGUAUCCGGCACCAAUAGUAUCGUCAGAAUCUGAUAGCCCAGCGCCAAAUGAUCAUUCAAAUAGCAAUAACGAAAAAGUUGCUAAUCCACCGUCUUUCAAUCUUGUAAAAUUGUUUAUUAAACAAAAAAGUAGCAGUUCUGAUACAUGCAUGGAUGUCUCAUCGGGAUGUUGGCCAAGUGAUUCCACCAACAGUUCAACAGAGCACCCCGGAAAUUGCUCUAAUUCUAGUCUAAAUAGGUUACGUAAAAAGAGUAUGAAUGAUUCUGGGAAAUUUUCAGCAUUAAGUCGUCAUGAAGAAGAUGCCGAGUAUCAAUUAGACAGUCUUGAUGCUCAUAUAAAUCAUCGAGGUGAGAAAAAGACAAAUGAUUUUAACCGUGAAAUCUUUGAUUCACCUACACACAGACGAAAUUAUAGAGACUGUGCAUUAAAUAUUAAAAAUCAAACAAAAAAUCCGUUACUUUUUAAUGUGCUUAACAAUAAUGGAAGUAAUAAUGGCCGGGUAAUUAGUCAAAGUCAAUCAGAAGGAAGUCGAACAUCUGAAAACCUUACACAAAUUCAUAAAACUGAAGCGAUUGAAAGUAAAAUGACUGUACCAAUCGAUAUGAUAACAAAAUCUAUACAAACAUCUUCAAUACUUAUGCCAAAACCUGAAACAACAACAAAGAAAUUACCUCAAAACUGUGUUACAAUGGUUCCACCUUCAUUCUUAUCUCAUUUGAGUAAACUUGGUGAUCAACAGCAUGCUCCCGUAUAUGUUAUUUAUCCUAAUUAUGCACUUCCUGAUUUGGAAUUUAUCAAUAGUCAAACAAUUAAUUUAAAGAAAGAUAUAAUUAUGUCACCACUGGUUUAUCAAGGUCAACCAAAAAUGGCAAGAACUCUCGACUUAAAACAAAAUAAACACAUUUCAUUUAGAAAGCGCCCACAAUCUUUAGACAUUGAUAAAUUGCAACAAAAUCAAUAUAGUCAUGUUCAGGAUUGGAAUUCACUAUUAACGCUUUUACCCCGUGAUUAUAAAAAACUUCUUAAAAAUGUUCCUGAAGUUAAUAAAAUAACUUCAAUGGAAGCUUCAAUAUCAUCACAAAAGCCUUUAUUUUGUAUGACACCACCAAUUAGACGAACUACAACUGGAUUAAUAUGUGAUUGCCAGACAUUAAUUCAAAACCAAACAUUAAAUAGUUCAAGCUCUGGUGGAAGUUCGCAACCACCAAGUAGUGGAUAUCGUGGUUCAUCGACGAUGCUAACAGAUUCUGAAAUGGAAGAGUUGAUUAAUGGUGGUUCAGCAAAUGAGGCAAUGAAAAAUAUGUUUAUUUAUCAAUAUGACAAUGUACCCGACAUAGAUCAAAGACCACCGAGUGGAAGAAGAGGCAUUUUAAGGAGAAUAAAUACGACUGCAAAUACGCCUACACCACGUGUAUUAGCAAAUCAAAAUGGACAGAAACAAAAACGUUAUAGUAUGAUGGAUCAACAGUUGACCAAAAUUCAAAUUACGAAUCCAACGCCACAAGAGAAGAGGCGUUCAUUGCAAGAUGUUAAUUUUUAUCAUCACAAUGAACUAGAAGAAUACUUUAAUAAUAUUGGAAUUAAUGGGAUUGGUGGCACAAAGAAUUUUGCUAAUCGGUUACCAAAUUAUAUGAAAACGCGUGAUGAUCAGCGUGAAAAUGGUAAAGAUCUCAAUCAAUUGCUUACAGAAUUAGAACUAAAUAAAGCAUUAUCUAAUAAAUUAAAUUAUGGAAGCAAUCCAACUGCAACAGAUGUUGACAUUCAAGAAAUCGAGGCAAGAUUGAAAGCUGAAAGUUUUUUGAAUGCCAUUCCAAAAUCAGAAUUGAGAAAUUAUGAAGAUAUUGCACAAAUACUUGAAUGGAAUCAAGCUGAGAGUGAGAAUAAUAAUCCAUUUGAAAAAACAAAAUUGAGGAAUGAAGUAAGCAAAACAUUAUCGUCUAGGAAGGUAUCAUUUAACCGUCCAUCUCCCACGCCUUCGCCAGUAAGACAUGUCAAGAAUCAUCUACAAGCACCUGAUUUCGAUAAAAAAUUCACAACGCCACCUAAUUCACCACAAAUGUCUCAGUUGGUUGAUAAAAAAUCUCCUGUCGAGAAAAAACAACAAAGAUUAGAAAAAGAAAAACAAGACAAAAUCCAAAGUAAUAGAUUCAAGAGGCUUCAAAUUCAGUGGGAAUUAUUAAGUAAAGAACAACAAGAACCGGAGAUAUUAGAAACUAAAAGUAAUGUUACAACACCGACUGGAGGAUCAAAAUGCCAAUCAAAAAUCCCACGUCCUGUGAGCUAUCCAAAUCCAAAGCAAAACCAUGAGCUUCUUAUUGGAGGAAAAAACCUUCGAUCGCCGAGUAAGAUGGCACAACCAAAGAAAUAUACAACAACACCAACAAAUGUUACUUCACCUACAGCUAUGAUUCAACAAACUCCUCGGACCCCAAAUAAGCAACUUCAUACAACACCAAAGAAAACUCUUCCAGUAAGAACGGCAACACGCACACGAUAGGAUGAUUGGUGAUGACCCAAAUAUGUUUAUAAAGACAAGCAGCUGUAAAAAGCGAAACUCAUAAAAAUAGGUUUUAGUUUUUAUUUUCUAUUCCUUUAUUGAUAUAAACAAUUUAAUACUCAUAGAUCAACUAUCUAAUCCUGUAGCAACUCUACGUUAAAUGAUGAUGAAAAAGUUAAAUAUUUAUAUACAAAAAUUUCUCAAAAAAUAUUACUCUUGAUAUUAUAUCCUGUCUAUCUAUCAUUCAAAAAUAUAUAUCCAUAUAUAUAUUAAUUAAUUAAGAAUUUUUUAGGAAUUGAAGCUUUGUUGAUAGGCAAAAUAUGUGAAAGAUGUAUUCGACUUAUGCUUAUUGCUUUUGCAGAGUAUAUAAAUUUAUUAUUUUCAUAAUUUCUGCUUGAAAAGUGCUUUAUUGAGUUCAAUAGGAAAAGAAAAAUUAAAUUGUUUUAGUUGUAAGUAACAAAUAACAAUAUAAUAUGAUUAAAUAACAGGAAAUUAUGUAUUUGUUACCAGCAGAUAAAUACCGUUCACACAAUUAACUACCAAAAUACCCAAUUUAAAUAUAUCUAAAACCACUUUCCUGAAUUUUUUAAAAAUGUAAAUAACAAGCAUGAAAUUCUAAUUAUUGGUUCUGAAAAUUUAUCUAUUUUAUGAAAGAUAACUUAAGAAAUUUUGAUCCUUUUUAAUUAAAAUCAAUGAUCUUAUCCUGACUAUAACAAUAUAUCUAUAGUUUUUUAUGUUGAAUUAUUGUGUUCCUGAUUAACGAAACAAAACUUAAAAACGAACGAACAUUCCUGAAUUUUAAAGAUUCUUUAGUAAACGAGAAAAAUCACUUCCGAUAAUUAAGGAAGUAAUCGACUGACCAUUUUUUACGAAAGUUUUUUUUAUCAUAAUUUUAGUACAGUUGAUUUGUCUUUUUUAUGACAAUCAGUAUCAUUUAAUUAAAAAAACUACACUCAUUGAUUUACUCCUUAGUUAAAUUAAAUUUAUUUCGAGUGAAAAAAUACAAGAAAAAAUCAACCAAUUAACAAUUGACGAAAAAACAUUGCAGUAUCGAAAAAUAAUGCAUUUUAAAUAAAUCGACUUCUUAUUUGCAUUGCUUUUGUGUUAUAUAAAAAUAUAAUUUACCGGUGCCAUAUAUUUAAAACAAUUAUUAAAAUCCCAAAAAUGGCAAAUCAUUAUAGACCGAAAGAAAAUCAGUAUGUAUGUGAAUGAAAACAAAAUUUUCUAUUUCUGUUUUCUUGACGCUUAGAUUAGUUGUAAAUUUAAAUCUCCUAAUAAAAUUUGCCAGAAAAAAUAAAUAUAAUUUUGUUUGAUUCUUCAUAACUUCAUAAGUAUGAAUAAGUUUGUAGAAAAUGGACGAAGUAAAUAGUUUUAAGUAACCUGUAAAUAUUUUUUUUAAAACACAAAAAAGAGUUUUUUCUAAUCGAAUAAAAAAAAAUCUUUUUUUCGUUCAUUUCUCGCUCGUUGAAUGUACAAAAGAGAAAAAGAUUUUUUGCUGAAACAUUUUCGUAGUCAUUUUUUUCUAUUCAGCCACGAAAGGAUAAAUAGAAAUAUUUUAGUCUUCUUUCAACUUAAGAAUCAAAUAGAUAUUAAGAAGCCAUAAAAUUAUUUUAAAUUACAAACCUUCAUUGAAAAAUCAAAAAAUUAGAAAGAAGAAAAUUAUAAAAAAAUAAUUGUCUAUGCAUAUUAUCCAUAAAUUACUCUGAUAAUUUAAUCAAAG